AUGACAGAAGAAAACGAUAACGUUACUCUGGGUAACAAUGACCCGGGUAGUCCAAAAUCGAAGCGCCGCCGAAUUUCAACUGACACGGAUGGUAAUGAAGAGAAGCCUCGAAUUGAAGAACCGAUUGCCACAAUUCAAAACGUUCACAAUAUGUGUCAAGAGUUGUUGGAAAAACAGAAAAACCUCGAGAAAUCUAAUUUGGAAAUCGUCGAAAAACUUCGUUCGGCUGAAGAAAAAAUGGAGAAAUCUUCGAAAGAGCUCGGACUGAUUAAACUGAAAAUUGAUAAAAUUGAGGAGUCACUUACAAAUGAAACAUCAUCGGAAUCAAGUGAUAAAAAAGACGCGAUUAACUCAACUACAUCUUCUCAACAAACUACUCCGAGUGAUGUUAUGUCAAUUGAUGGAAAAUAUUUCGUGUUGCAGCAUACUUUCGAAAAUGUUUCAAGUCUGAAGCAUACAGAUAAAUUGUUCAGUGAAGGAGAAGAGCAUUUCGGAUUUCAAUGGCGAAUGCUGAUUCAACGCAAUAACGAUCAUCUAGCAUACUUUCUCUAUUAUCAAAACAUCCCGGAUAUUGGAGAUUAUUCUAUUUUCGUUGAAUUCGAACCAAAGUUGUCAUUGCUAAAAUUGAACAAAAUUGGCAACAGAUACAACACGGUUUUCAACAAGGACGAAUCAUGGGGAAUCCUCAAAUUCAUUGAGUGGAAAAAGCUGGAAGAAGAUUUCAGUGUCAACGACAAAUUGUCUGCGGAAAUUAGAGUGAAAAUUACGAAAACAACUGGUAUCUACAAGGAAAAUGUGAGAAAUUUUGAUGAAACAAUGAAACAAUUCUCUGAUGUUGUCCUUGUAAUCAAUGCUAAGAAGUUUUUUGUCUCAAAAUUGUACCUCGCGACUCAUUCUCCGUAUUUUAACACACUCUUGCUAGGACAGUUCCAAGAAUCAAAGAAAUCUGAAAUCAAAUUGACUGGAAUUGAUGAGGAUGAUUUUCAGAAAUAUCUGGAAAUACUUUAUGGAGAACAAGCGAUUGAUGAAUUCACCGUCGAAGGCAUUCUUCUCGUAGCCGACAUGUACGACACCCCAUUGGUCGUCCGUAAAUGCGAAGAGUUUCUGUUGAAAAAAUCGAAGAAAUCAUUGAAAACGAAGUUACGAUUGUCUACUCGUUUCAAUCUGGAAUUAUUGAAAAAGAAAUGUCUCGCUAAAAUCACAUCUGUCACCGAAAUCCGAUCAAUUCUUCCUGCGAAUAUUCAAGAUUUGGACAAGUCAUUAAUUGCGGAUCUCCUCGAAAAGUCUAUUUCUUUUCAAUAA
Messenger RNA from Caenorhabditis remanei, 1302 nucleotides. RefSeq lists its product as uncharacterized. The record is from RefSeq and is a predicted model, not a curated record. Bases 1 to 1302 code for a protein of 433 amino acids. The transcript is spliced from 7 exons. Gene Ontology annotation, molecular function: protein binding. Lineage: Eukaryota; Metazoa; Nematoda; Chromadorea; Rhabditida; Rhabditidae.